Messenger RNA from Gryllus bimaculatus (two-spotted cricket), 7452 nucleotides. Lineage: Eukaryota; Metazoa; Arthropoda; Insecta; Orthoptera; Gryllidae. The record is from the annotation of a GenBank genome assembly.
GUAAAAUGAUUAUCAUUUACAGUCAUUCAUAAGUCAUCCACACAUGAUCCAUCAGUCAUGUUUGUUAGUAUGAUUUUAUUUUCUUUGUCAAUUUAUUAUUACGUUUUAUGUUCCAUUGCUCGUGGCUGGGCAGUGCGUCCGCCAGACGAGACAGUAUAUGCGCCUGACGUUCAUAACAGAUUGCGAUGGCUAUGAUGCACUGCAAGCUGCGUUGGUCAAUUCAGUGACGGUUAGCGUCGUUGUGUUUGGUAGGGAUGUUCGAGGGUUGAAGACUUGUGUUGUUUUAGGUUACUAGUGCGUGAUAUAUGGUUUCUUCGAAGUUGAGGAGUUAAGAAAGAGUAAUGAUUUAAAACUUCGGAGGUAGUGAACGAUAAAUAUUUAAUUUCCGGUGUUACAACUCAUUAACCUUCAUUGGUUGGUAACCGGGCGGAGUCUUGGAAGCAACAAGUGACAAACAACGGUAGGAAAUGGGGUGUGCUGUAAGUACAGCGGUAGAAAAAGAAGCUGCGGAGAGGUCGAAAAAGAUUGAUAAAGAUUUAAGAGCAGAUGGAGAACGAGCGUCGAAGGAAGUUAAAUUAUUAUUAUUGGGGGCAGGAGAGUCUGGGAAAAGCACAAUUGUUAAACAAAUGAAGAUAAUUCAUGAGACUGGUUACUCCAAAGAAGAGUGUGAACAGUAUCGGCCAGUGGUAUUUAGUAACACAAUUCAGAGCCUCAUGGCAAUUAUUCGUGCGAUGGGACAGUUAAGAAUUGAUUUUGCAGAUCCUGGCAGAGCUGAUCAUGCUCGCCAGUUCUUUACAUUAGCCAGUGGUGCAGAAGAAGGCGAGCUUACUCCUGAUCUUGUGAUGCUAAUGAAAUGGCUUUGGAAGGAUGCUGGUGUGCAGCAGUGUUUUGCACGUUCUCGAGAGUAUCAGCUAAACGACUCUGCUGCGUACUAUUUAAAUGCCUUGGACAGAAUCUCUAUGCCCAAUUAUGUGCCCACCCAGCAAGAUGUGUUGCGUACCCGAGUGAAGACUACCGGUAUCGUGGAAACCCACUUUACCUUUAAAGCACUCCAUUUCAAGAUGUUCGAUGUUGGUGGACAAAGAUCUGAAAGGAAGAAAUGGAUACAUUGUUUUGAAGGUGUUACUGCCAUUAUUUUCUGUGUUGCCCUUUCUGGGUAUGAUCUUGUUUUGGCUGAAGAUGAAGAAAUGAAUAGAAUGAUUGAAUCUAUGAAAUUGUUUGAUUCUAUCUGUAAUAGCAAGUGGUUUGUUGAAACAUCAAUUAUUCUAUUUUUAAAUAAGAAAGAUUUGUUUGAAGAGAAAAUAGAAAAGAGUCCUCUAACAAUUUGCUUCCCGGAAUAUUCAGGUUCCAAUACAUACUUGGAAGCUGCUGCCUACAUCCAGAUGCAGUUUGAAAACUUGAACAAAAGGAAAGAUCAGAAAGAAAUUUAUACACAUUUUACAUGUGCAACAGAUACUAGCAACAUUCAAUUUGUGUUUGAUGCAGUCACAGAUGUUAUCAUCAAGAACAAUCUGAAGGAUUGCGGUUUGUUCUGAAUACAUUUUGAGUAUGGAUGCUGUGCUUACAUGUUGCAAUUUGUCCUUUAUGAAUGCUGUUCAUAAACUGAACAAAUGUGCUCAAGAAAUCAUAACUUCUUAAUGUGUUAAUUAUGAAAACUAAAGGACAACUUGCAUAUUACAUUGGCAGGUGAAUUUUGUAAAAGAUUUGCAUUGCACAUGUGGAUUAUAAUGAUAUUUGACAACUUCCUCCAUGUAACAUGGAAUUACUGACACUGUUACUAUCAAUGUCACUGGUAUUUGUAGAAAAGAGAUAGUAAUCUUCAAAGUGUCUGACAAAUUCCCCUUAAGUUGUCUUACGACUAAUAUGUAGACUUGGACAUUAUAUACACAAGAUGACUUUUUUAAAAGUAUUUUAUAAUUUGCCUUGUUUUAUGAUUCACCAAAGACUGGAAGUGAGAGGAAAAGGCUCUGUUUAUACAAAAUUGGUAUAAUGGUAUCUCUGGGUCCACAGGGUAACCAGUAUUUCUUCUUAUCUAACAAAGCCAAUGAAAAUUUUGCUAUAUUUGAAAAGUUUAUACAUGUACCUUGUGGAAUAAGACAGACAAUAAAAUUCUCCCUAAAAGUUUGCAAUUUUAAGAGCUAAUCAGAUUUAUUUUUAAAAUUCGAUGAGUAGAACAUAUUUAUCUGAAAGUUCCACCUUCUUUGACUAUAAUUUGUGAUAAAAUAAAAAAAUAUCUCAUUGUCCUUCCCCAAAAGUGUCAACGAAUGCUUGAUGAUGAAGCGCUUCCAAGAAACAACUAUGCUGUAAAUCUUGUCAAAAAGUAGGCGAUAUACUUCCAUUUAAUUUAUUAUUUUGUUAUUUUCAUUUGAGGUGACUCAAGAUACUGGCAUCAAUAUAUACAAAAAUGUUUCAUUUUCCAGAAAGUGAUGUAGAUCUGUUGUUGAUAGUUUUUCAGGCAAUAUCUUACUAAAGAUGUAUAUUGAAAUGAUUUUCAUGAUAGCUAGAAGGAAAUAUUUAAUGGUUUUAGUGGAUUCAUAAAAUAUGGGGGGUCUUGUAAUGACAGUUGUUAAGAUUAAUCAACACCUAACUUUCUGCUUCUUUUUCUUUUAGUUUUUCUUUCUUUUGUCGCCUGUAACCAAUUCAUUUUUCAUUUGUGUACACGGCCCUUUAUUAUUCUUUUACUUUCAAAUUAUGUAACUACAAAGCUGAAUUUUUUUGACUAUUUAAAGAACGUGAGUGUAUGAGAACAACAUUGGUGAUGACCAACACAAAAUUAUUAUUGAGAUGUCUGUCUCUCUCUAGCUUAUCUUUGGUGAUACAUCUUUGCGUAGCAAGUAUGUAUUUGAGUACAGAAAAACAUGCUGCACAUUUGUUGUUUAUAUCGUUGAAGAACUUUUUUUUUUUCUAAUAAUGAAAAGGAAGAGAUAUAUUGCACACAGCAUCCAUUCUCAUCAGAGUAAUGAUACUGUUAAUUAUUAUCUUCUGUCUUGAAAAUGAAAAAAUUGCAGUAGUAUAGUGUUGUCUGCAAAUGUUUCUGCAUGCUUUUUAAUUCGUGUCCUAUCAUUGUGAAAAUGUUUUGUGUAAUGCAGAUUUGGUAUCUAACAUAAAGUGCAUUGUGGGGUUGCUUGUGUACAGUAUGCCACCCUUCAAUGACAUUAACAUGACGAGUCAAAUAAAUAUAUUCAAUUUUUAUAUAUAAUAUAUAUAUAUAUAGUAUAUAUACAUGUAUACACGUACAGAAAGGGUCAGAUUAUUACUGUAUAUUUACAGCGCUUGUAGAUUAAUGUAUCUAAUUCCUUGAAUUAAGUUGGAAUAUCAUUUGUUAAUGGUAGGAAAUUAUUGAGCAUUUAACCCUUUUUUUUUCUUUCUUUUUUUUUUUUUAACUGCAGAACCAAGAAAUCAUGACACAUAUCCACAAGAGAGCCACAGGCGCAGCAAUUGCUCCUGCUGCUCUUCUUGUGUUUAUCCCCUUACUCAUCCUUCCCUUUGCUUCAAAUUAAUGUUUUAAUGCUGCAUGUAAUUUGAUUCAAUUUUUUGUGUAGUUUAAACUAAUAAUAUUCUUUCUGUUUAAGAAAUGCAUCUUGAGACUCAUUUUAAUGUUCGUUCAUGACUUACGUUUUUAGACUGAUAUUUAAAUUAAUUUUGGCUUUGGGAGAACAUUUGUCCGUUUUGAAAAAUCACAAAUAUUUUACCAGUGAGCAUGCUUUCCUGAUCUGCUGAUUUCUGCAUUUAUAAUCUUGAGAUAUUCUCAACAAUUUUGAACUUUUAUCAGUUGUAUAUUAUUCAUGUCACAGUUGUGUUUUUGAUUUCUUUGUAUUAUGUUACAGUUGACAUAUUAAUUGAAUUAAGAGUUCAUUUCAUUGUCUUUUGUUCAUUCUGUCAUGUCAUGCAAACAAUUAUGAGAAAUAGUGUCUGCAUUCCAUAUUUUAUUGGGACGUGUAUAUGUGUAUUCUACACUUUUUAUAUAUUUAUUUUCUUAAUUACAUUUUUUAUAGUCCUUUUGUUCUUUUUCAACCUAAAACAUACAAUGUGUAUAUGUACUAUUGGUUUCCCUAGUCUGUGGACUGAAUAUGUGUGAGAGGAGAGAGACAGAAUGUGUAUGUGUGUGUGAUUGCAUGCAGAUGUGUGUCUACUUUGUUUCUUAUUUGGGACCAUCUUGUCAGAUUCAAAAAUAUUGUUUAAACAGUGGUAUUCCGCUAGUAUUCUUACAAAUGGGAGAAUCUAAUUAUAGAUUGUCAAGAAAUAAUCGAGAUCUGGUGCAAGUUUACUUUUGUGGGAAAUAGGGGGAGGGGAAAUGCUAAGAUCUGGUUUGUGUUGUAGUUACAAUACAGGAAACAAAAUUCCAUCCAAAUAAUGAAUGUAUUAUGUUUGACAUUUGUUGUUUGCUGACCUGGGAUAACUGUUCAAUUUUCCAUUUCUUGGAUCAUUUAAGUUUGUAUUAAAAAAAAAAAGUGUGCAUAUAUUGUUUGUGAUAAUUGUACUACUACAUUGUCAAUUCUUUGUCUUUCUGAUAAAGGCUAAACUAAUUAUAUAGUUUCCAUUGUAGUAGCAUAAACGCACAGUAAAACGAUAGUUAUAUAAUUGAUUAACAUAAAAAUAAAAUUUUCUGCUGUGAGGUGAGCAGAGGGAAGGAUGAGAGGCCUUAUACUUCUUUAUGUAAUUUUUAUUGUCAUGGAGAAAAUGGAAUUGCUAGUAAUAGAAAGUGAAUAUAUUGCAGGAUCAAAAGAAAUAUUCAUGUGAUAUUGCGGUAGUGGAACUAUAUAUUUAUAUCUUAUAAUUUGAAGGUUUACAUUUCUUGUAUCAUGUGUUCACCUUGAUGCCUUACUGGAAGCGGUCAUGAGUGACUGCCUUUGGAUGUACCUAAUUGACAGUUCUUUUGCGUGAGAUUGUGUCGAAGUGUGGAAUUGAUAUAGAUUUUCUUGCUAACAUUCAAGAUUCUCAGUAUGUGUUCAAAUGCUCCUUAUGUAUAGAUAUUAAUGCUAGACUUUCUAUGGGCUGCCAAAUUUGUUCUAUUUUAUAUGUUAUAUGCAGGAAAGAAAAUUUAUAUUUGCUAUUGUCUUUCGCUGGUUGUAUACUGUUACGCUUUAGAAGUUGUGAAUUGUAUGUACAUUGUGUUAAGUCUGAAGAUGUAUUAACCUACGCUGUUACAAAUUUCAUGACAUAGUGUGAAUGUUAAAUUGAUGGGCUUUGGUGAAUAUUCUUCUCUUGGAGUAGUCAUUAAGAGUAAUUGUUUAUUGGGCACUGUGGAACCAUACAUUAGCAAUAAUGUGAUUAAUUUGCAUUUCCCAAUAUGACAUUUACUCUUUGAUCCUGUAUUGCUGUCUUCCUAGUGAUUCAGAUGAGUCUAAUCUACUGUAAAAUUCUUGCCUUUGAUUAAGCAUGAUUUAUUUUGUAAUUUAUUUUUAAAUAUGGUUCUUACGUUGAUACAAUUUUCAGAGUUUUGACAAUAUUACCAUUACCAAUGUUUAAUUUUGCUGCUUACACAGUUGGAAUUUACUGUAUUGUAUUCAGCACCCAAAGGAUAUCUUUUGCAGUGACUUUAAAUUUUAUUGUAAUUAAGAGAUAAGAUUUAUUUAAAAUGCUUGCCACACCAUGUUUCAAGUCUGAAUUAAAAUGUUGAAAAACCUGUUCAUUUUCAAAGAAUACCUUAUUUGCUUGCAUAUGACAAUCAGAUCAAACUAUCAUUAACAAAAUUGAGUGCAAAAUAGUUAUUCAAUUUGGAAUACUGCUUUUAAGAUGCCUGGGUCUUCUUUUGUUCUGUUUCAAUUUAUGUGCCUUUUUUGAAUGGAGUGGUGUGAUAAGGGGUCAUUUAAUCGUCCUUACUACAGUUUUCUCGGUUUUGAUUGUUGAUUAAUGAUGUAUAUGAGCAUAUAAGGUAUGAAUACUAAAAUUGAGUUAUAAGCUGUUAUCCUCUUGAUAAAACAGUUCAUGUCAUUUAUGUCUAAGGCACAGCUAAUGCUUCCAUGUACUGUUAUAAUGGUGUUGGAUCAUUAAAAUGAGUGUGUAAAAUGUUUCAUGAGCAAUGAAGGAACUGUAAAUAUCCUUUGGGUAAUUAAGCAAAAUAUCCAUUGUUUAUUGUAGGAUCUUCAAUUUUGUUUGGUAAAUUCAACUUGACAAAUAUGACAUGCAUUUAAACAUCACAUGCUAUUUUUUUAUAUUCAAUAUUUAUAUAAUUGUCUCAAAUAAAUCAGUAUUUUAAUAUUUUGUUUCCUACUUAAGUACUGCCAGUGUUAUACAGCUUUCUUUUGUCUUGGGAUUCUAUAUAGAAGAGUUUGAUUGUUGUCUCAUAGUGGAUACAGUUGUGUGUAUACUUAAAGUGUGUGACUAACACAGGCAUCAAUUAUGCAUUUUUCUUUGCUACGGAAAUUGUGCCUUCGCUGGAUAGGUAAGAUCAUUGAAUUAAGUAUUUUAUGAAAUGAUCUCUUUGGAGAAAAUAGUGCCAUAAAAUAUGAAGCUUUAAAUAUUAAGUUUCCAAGAGUAUCAUUUCUAUUCAGUGCCUUGCCAUUUGUUUGGAUUGUGUGUGCGCAAGCUCUUUGACAAUAUGACUAAUAUUUAUAGUCAGGUAUUGUAUGAUUGUGUAAUGCAUCAUAAUGAAUCUAUUAUCUAUUAAUAUAUUUUUAGAUAUUUAUUGUAUUUGGAAAUGCAGUCAUGUCAAUAGAUUUAUAUGUAAGCCUUGUGUAAACAUUUUGGUAACAGAUGUAUUUCUUCUGUAUCUGUGUAGAAAGGGGGCAAAUGUAUUCAAAAUACUGUAUUAGGUGAGCUAUAGCAAAUGCUGCCUGCAAAAAAAAGCCAUUAUUGUGAAUACAACUGAUAGUAAAUAUAUCUAUUUCUUUUCUCUAUGUUAUUUCUGCAUUUUAAAUUUCUUCCCAUCCUUUAUAGGCCUAAGAUCACCGAUCAUUAAAGAUAGUCUGUAGUGCAGCAGCGUAAGUUCGAUAGGGACUGACACGGGGCCCUGUGCUGAUCCCCAAAUUCAAAAUUAAAUAAGUAUUUUAUCUACAACCGUGUCUAAUAAAAUCAUAGUAAAUUUAAACGAAGCGCCGUGUUUUAUUUUCUUACAUAUACUUUGUAAGAAGAGAAAGGUCUGUAGUUGUGCGUCGGAAAACUGUGAAUUUUGGCAGAAAAACUCUUACUGCCAAGCCCUGGUAAUUGAUAUAUUGUGUUGGCAUAUAUAAACCGUUCAGCCGAUUUUCUUCAAAAUUGAUAUUCCCCAUUUGAUCUGGGGAUUCGAGACUUUCAACUGGAUAUUUUGAUUUUUAAGGCUACUUCACAUGAAUCCUCAAAAAAAAUUUCAAAAAUCAAAAAUGGCCCUCUGUUGUUUAAACUUUGUCCCUGAAGAGCGUAAAAAAUGCUUAACUGUAGGUCUUAUGGUUGUUAAAAUCCUAGAUUUUUGAAAAUUGUAAAAGUGCAAUUUGUUUUGGGUGUCUUGCUACAACUAUAAUAUUGAAGGUAAAG